AUGCUCGGAGUCGCCGUGCAGCAUGCGGUCACAAGCACAGCCCUCGGUUGUGCGUGGCCGGCCCCGCUCCACCCCAGCCAGCACGCAGACCCGCCUCUGGAGCGGGUGCUGGAGCUCGCGGUGGGCGACCGCUGGAACGCCCAGGCCCGAGGCUUCGUGCGAGACCUGGUGCGUCUCAAGGCGUACCGCGCCCCCCUCCUCGUGCGCGCGGCAGCGACAGCGGCUUGGGCGAGGCGUUGGUGGAACAUGCUUUCAGUCGCGGUGCAGCAGGCAGUCGCCAGUACGGCUCUGGGAGGUGCCUUGCGGCAGCCGCUGCAACCUGAGGCUGGCGAGGGCCCGCCACUCGACAGCGUCAUCCACCACGCUGCCCCUGAAGGCCAGAGUCGCCCGCCCCUGCGGCCGCCUUGUGCUGCUACGCAACGUAGCGUCUCCCCACUCACUCGGGCUGGUCGGCCCGUCCCUGGGGCCGAUGCCCGGGCGGGGGUCGCGCUUGUUGCGGCGCGGAGCGCGCGCUACCCGGAGAGGGGCCGAUGGAGCGACGAGUGCCAGCAGUUCCUCCGCACCCUGCUCCGGCUCCGUGUCCAGCGCGCCCCGCCACCCUUGCGCGCGUCUGCCGCCCAAGGCUGGGCGCGCCGCUGGUGGAGUGUGCUGUCGGUUGCCCUGCAGCGAGCAGUCGCCAGUUCCGCGCUUGGCGUGUGGACCAUGCCGCCGAUGCCUGGAGCGCCAGACACGCUCCUGUUGAGUGACGUGCUCGACCUGGCGAGUGC
Molecule: messenger RNA, 767 nt
Organism: Symbiodinium natans
Lineage: Eukaryota; Dinophyceae; Suessiales; Symbiodiniaceae
Source: the annotation of a GenBank genome assembly